AUGUUUAGAGAACAACAGCGUGACGAAGAAAUUGGCAAGUUGGUGAGUGACCUUAAAGAUAAGAAGUUCCUGAUGAAUUGCAAAGACUUACGAGUGGCCGGCGGUAUCGUAAAAUACAGCGUAAGGGAAUCCCUUACCCAUCUACCCCGCCUUGAGUGGUCAGUAUUGGAGGGGUUGAUGAUUUGGGAGGGAAAAGACCUUAGAGAAAGUUUACGAGCUUUAUUGGUUGAUAAAUGA
Molecule: messenger RNA, 237 nt
Organism: Leptosia nina
Lineage: Eukaryota; Metazoa; Arthropoda; Insecta; Lepidoptera; Pieridae
Source: the annotation of a GenBank genome assembly